Prosopis cineraria is the source of this 635-nucleotide messenger RNA. RefSeq names its product actin-related protein 2/3 complex subunit 2A-like. Gene Ontology annotation, cellular component: actin cytoskeleton; Arp2/3 protein complex. The record is from RefSeq and is a predicted model, not a curated record. The coding region runs from base 33 to 494 and encodes 153 amino acids. Gene Ontology annotation, biological process: Arp2/3 complex-mediated actin nucleation; actin filament polymerization. The transcript is spliced from 6 exons. Gene Ontology annotation, molecular function: structural constituent of cytoskeleton; actin filament binding. NCBI's taxonomy places the organism in Eukaryota, Viridiplantae, Streptophyta, Magnoliopsida, Fabales, Fabaceae.
CAGGCUGAUAAGGUGAUUGUGGUGUAUCCUAUAUGAGAUUCAACGAUUCCAUAGACAUUGUUCUCGCAACUUCCUUCUUGCAGGAAUUUGUGGAAGCUAGGCGGACAGGUGGGCUAUAUAAUGCCCCUCCUUGUUCAUGGUCUCUUUCUCCUCCAUCAGAACUGAAAGAAGCACCGGCUCAUGCAUUAUCAGCAAAUGCAGGAUUUGUGACAUUUGUUAUCCUUCCUCGUCAUGUACAAGGCCAGAAAUUGGAUCGUACAGUCUGGAAUUUAUCAACUUUUCACGCAUAUGUUAGCUAUCAUGUUAAGUGCUCUGAAGGAUUUGUGCAUACACGGAUGCGGCGUCGAGUGGAGACCUUGAUUCAGACACUGGAUCGUGCAAAACCAGAUUUUGAGGAUUCCAAGAUAACAUCACAGACCCGAUCCUUCAAACGUCUGAGCCUCAAGGAUUCAAAGUCAAGCAACAACUCAUUUUCAAAAGGUGAAGCUCGAUGAGAAAGCAGCCGUAUGAUUAUUUUAGGUCAAACAAUGAGAAUCCAAGGAAUUGCUGGUACAUUUUUUGAACUAGGGUCUCCAACGUGCCUUUCUGUAAUUUUUUUUUCUGGUAAUGUCCCAACAUUGCAAUUUCAUUUUUCA